CUUCCUCCCUCCCUUCUUCCCUCCCUUCUUCCUUCCUUCCUUCCUUCCCUCUCUCUCUCUCUCUUUCCUCCCUCAAUGUUUAUUUAUUUCCUUUCUUUGCAGCAGCCGCAAGUGAGGUCAAACGACAGUGACAUUGUGAACCUGCCGUGCGAUAACUGGGCUGUUCUUCUGCCUGGGCCAAUGCUAGAUCUGGAAGUGGUUCCCGAGCGGUCUCUUGGGAAUGAACAAUGGGAAUUCACCUUGGGAAUGCCAUUGGCUCAGGCUGUAGCAAUUCUUCAGAAACACUGUCGUAUCAUCAAAAAUGUGCAGGUUCUCUACAGUGAGCAGUCUCCUCUUAGCCAUGACCUCAUCCUUAACCUGACUCAGGACGGAAUCAAACUGCUGUUUGAUGCUUUCAAUCAAAGACUUAAGGUGAUUGAAGUUUAUGACUUGACUAAAGUGAAGUUAAAAUAUUGUGGUGUUCAUUUUAACUCUCAGGCAAUUGCUCCGACUAUAGAACAAAUUGAUCAGUCUUUUGGAGCCACUCAUCCCGGAGUGUACAACUCUGCGGAGCAACUUUUCCACCUCAACUUUAGAGGACUGUCUUUUUCCUUUCAGUUGGACUCCUGGACUGAAACUCCAAAGUAUGAGCCAAACUUUGCCCAUGGCCUCGCUUCUCUGCAAAUCCCCCAUGGGGCAACUGUGAAACGCAUGUACAUCUACAGUGGAAACAGCCUACAGGAUACCAAGGCUCCUCCGAUGCCCCUCAGCUGUUUCCUUGGAAAUGUGUAUGCAGAGAGCGUUGACGUUCUGAGAGAUGGAGCUGGGCCCUCAGGUUUACGGCUCCGCUUACUCACUGCAGGAUGCGGCCCUGGCGUAUUAGCGGAUGCCAAGAUGCGGGUAUUUGAGCGCUGCGUGUAUUUCGGUGAUUCGUGCCAAGAUGUGCUGAGCACCUUGGGAUCUCCUCACAAAGUUUUCUACAAGUCAGAAGAUAAGAUGAAAAUCCAUUCGCCUUCUCCUCAUAAGCAAGUACCUUCAAAGUGCAAUGACUACUUUUUCAACUACUUCACGCUUGGAGUGGAUAUCCUUUUUGAUGCAAACACCCACAAAGUGAAGAAAUUUGUUCUGCAUACGAAUUACCCGGGUCAUUAUAACUUCAACAUUUAUCACCGCUGUGAAUUCAAGAUCCCACUAGCAAUUAAACGAGAAAGUACUGAUUCACAGAUGGAAACCUGCACAACAUACAGCAAGUGGGACAGUAUUCAGGACCUUCUUGGACAUCCAGUAGAGAAACCGGUAGUACUUCACAGGUCGUCCUCUCCAAACAACACAAACCCAUUUGGAUCGACGUUUUGUUUUGGCUGCAGCGGAUGAUCUUUGAGGUGAUGCAGAACAAUCACAUUGCGUCCGUAACUCUGUACGGCCCCGCGAGGCCCAGCGGCCAGUUGAAAACGGUGGAUCUCCCCCAGUGAGCAAUAUGGGCUAACCGAAAUGCUACCAAUUUAGUAGUACAGCGUGCCUUGAUUUGCUACCACUUAGAGUAUGGGAAAAGAAGCACGGUAUGGUUGGAUAUAUAUGUGUGUAUAUGUGUGUAUGUGUCUAUAUAUGUGUGUCUUCAAUACAAAAACCCUGUUUGUCCCCUCCCGGGCAUGGAGGAGAACAGGGGAUUCCUCUUGACGGUCCGUUGCAUGGGACGAGUGGCGGCUGUGAGCGGAUACGAGUGCCUGCCACACGACCGGCGUUUCUCUCCUUAGCUGCACAUGUCCUCUAUUCCAACAUGGGAGAUUUAGGACUCGUCUGGUUUAUUUCCCUGAGCCGGAAGAAGGCCGAGCUUAAAAGAAGAGGGCACACAAAUGACUGCACGACUUAGAAGCACAAACUCUCUGAGCCUUGGGGCGUCUGGGAGCAGGUCUUGGAUCUAAUUAUACAUGUUUAUGUAGAUAUAUAUUAUUUUUCCCCCCAGUCUGUGCUUGUGUUAACUGAAAUGAUAAUGGUGGUCAAUUUUUUUAAAGGUAAAAUUGGGUGCGCUUAUGCACAUGCAGAAUUUAUACAUUGAUGUAUAUAUAUAUAUAUAUAAAGAAAUUAAGUACUUGGGUAUUUCUGUGGCUUAAGGACAUUGUACCAAAUAUGACACGUAUGUACAUAUAACAUGUCCGUGAUUUCAGGCACCACAUGUUUGCCUGACGUGGAAACUAGCGCAAAGCAGCAUGUGCGUCAGGCUCGGUUGUAACAUUUGUUUUGCACUACAUACACUUUAAUUACUUGAUAUAAGGCAUUUUAAUCCUUCACUGAAGAGCAUCGGUGUACUGGGUGUGCUGGUUUAUUUAAUUGUUCGCCAUGCGCAAA
Anolis sagrei ordinatus is the source of this 2325-nucleotide messenger RNA. NCBI's taxonomy places the organism in Eukaryota, Metazoa, Chordata, Lepidosauria, Squamata, Anolidae. The record is from RefSeq and is a predicted model, not a curated record.